UUUGAGGUGAAAGGCUCGCUAUGGUGAUUCAUUGAAGCUUACUAAACACAUCACAGAAUAUGGUGGUUCACACAUAGCGGACACACAUCACACUACGUACGCAAUACUGGCACAAGCACAGGAGGAAAACACAGAACACAAUAAACAGACAAAAUGGCCAACCCGGGCAUCGUUGAGGUUAAGCAACCAGCGGCUGGUGUCGACGGUCAGCAAUGGAUGGCAAUGCCGCCGCUGAGUACAGGUUCGACAGGUGUCCCACCAGGCUUGGAAUACCUGAACCAGAUUGACCAGCUCCUCAUACACCAGCAGGUAGAACUCUUGGAACUAAUGACAAGCAUUGAGACCAAGAACCGCUAUGCCAUCAAGAAUACGUUGGGCCAACAGGUGUAUUUUGCUUACGAAGAGUCUGAAUUCUGCCAUCGAAAUUGCUGCGGCUCAGAUCGAGGCUUUGUCAUACAUAUUGUUGACAACCGGUCUCAGGAGGUGAUACGCGUGAUUCGGCCGUUCAAGUGCUGCGCCGGAUGCUGCUGGUGCGCAGACGCAGAUUGCUGCGCUUGUGAAAUCCUAAUUGAGGCGCCGCCGGGCCAAGUCGUAGGCUCCGUCCGACAAUUAGGAAGCAAGUGGAAGCCAAAAUAUGGAAUUCGCAACGAAGGCGGGAACCAAAUCCUCCAGAUAGGCGGUCCCUGCUGCCCAUGUCAGGCUGUCUGCUGCACCGCGGAUGUGGACUUUAAGAUCAAAGGAACUGAUGGAGUGACUGAGGUGGGAAAGAUCACCAAACAGUGGGGUGGUUUCAUUCAAGAGCUCAUCAGCAAGGCAGACAUUUUCUGCUGCACAUUUCCGAUGGAUAUGGAUGUCAAAAUGAAGGCGACCAUAUUGGGUGCUGCUUUCCUUAUCGACUUCAUGUAUUUUGAGGAAGAGGACAACGACAACUAGUAUGGCACGGGAAGCGUUACUCACGCUCGAACAUCUUGGAUCUGUUUUUCAAAUUAGAAAGACGGGACCAUAAAGUAAUCAACAAAACCAGAUCAUUGUAUGGUAGAUUCAUAAGAACGUCAUAUUUCGGUCUUUUAUUAACAAUAUCUGGUCUUUUAGAUUUUCCCGAGUGUUAUUGCAUAAAGAAAGUAUGUUUAACAGUUAUACAGUAGAAACUAGUGUUAACAUUUUAAGCCUUUUAAAUGCAUUCUGGUAUGAACGCGCUGUGGUGUUCAUAAUCCAAAGCUAAAUCCGUUGUGGUGUUUAUCUUUUAAACAAAGAUGUGUUGACGUGUUUAGACACAAAUGGGUGUUAACAACAAGACACAAAACGCGUUUAUGGGGUUGUAACAACUUCUUAAUACCAAAACACGUAUAUUUCCGGGGAAAAAAGGUGUGGUGUUGGUUUUUACAACACUCUAACACUGGCUAAGGCCCGUUUCAAACGUCAUGCUUACGACGUUUAGAUAAAAUUGAAUUGAGCAGGGCGUUAGCACGGCGUAAGCACUGCAGUGGUUCGAAUUUAAUUCAAAAGGCCCAGUCGAACUUAAAUAGAUCCAACAUGGCGGACCAGCUUAACACGAAACGUGAUAUUUCGAUCUUUCAGCCAGAGUCACAAAGAAAACGGAUUUAGAUUCGGCGGCAUUACCCGGACUUUACUUAUUUCUCAAAAAGAAUCGAGGCCUGUUUAUUCUCAAGGCCCGUGUUAUGGUUCCCAGCGAUCUUGCAGUAACGUCUCAAAGGUCUAUCACCCAGGUUAGGCGUUUGAUAUCACUUGGGAGUCUUAUUCCGGCAUUUUGACAGGAGUCUUAGUAUUCUCUUAUAUCAGCAGGGAUUUAAAAGAGAAUAUGUACCUGCAGAACCCCAUCUCCCUCCGAGCUCUGUCUACCAAUCUGCUCCGUGCGUUUCGAGAAAUUUUCCAUUUGGUGGCCCUAUUUUUUUGUUGAUGCGUGUGUUUGUCGAUGAUUAUUUCUGAACUCUACGACACAUUUUGAACAUGCGCACUCCUAAUUAUCAACGAAGUUUAGGACCAACAGAAUAGCAAUUGUUUUCGACUGGGCAUUAGCACGUUGUUUGAAACUAGACCGUGCUUCUGCCGCACUUAAUGAUAUUAGCACGGCAGACCCUAUCGAACCAAAAUCCUCUGCCGUACCGAAAUCAGUUUGCCGAGACAAUGGGUUUCAAACGUUGAAUUGUAUUCUAUGGGGCAUAAGCACGACGUUUGACACGGGCCUAAGCAUGCAAUCAACGAGGGCAUUUUUAACGGAUACAUUAUCAUAUAGUUUCGUGUCGACGUGUAACUUGUUUACAAAAAAAAUUAAUUUGCAUAUCUACCAUGAUUUUCUUUUUAUGUGCUGAUUUUGAUAGCUUAAUCUUAUAAUAAACGUAAAUAAUAAUAAUAACCUUGUAAGGCACACUGUUAAUGUCUAACGCUCAUCGCUGAGGAUAUUUUUAUGGGAUCUAGGCGAUAUGCCCAGACGGUAUCUCAACCGUUAACCUUCCCGUUUAAAUUUACCACCGUGAUUUGGAAUAAUAUGUUUCGAAACUGCAUUUGUUGCUGAAUUCCACAAAAGGUUUUACUGUCAUUUCCAGUUCGGUGUUAGUGUACAUUACGAAAAAUUAAUUCAGGCGUGGUAUCUUGACAUAAAUGGACAUUAACAGGGUGAACAAGCUGAGAAUUCCUAAAAGGCCGAGAACUCCAAAGUUGCUCUCGCAACCUGCUGCAUAUUUUGUUAGAUGUAGCUCUACUAACUAUUCAACGUAAAUUUCUAUUUAUUCAGGUUCAGCUAAUACGAUCGUUAUGUUUUUCGUGUGGUUAUUAUUAACCUUGUUUUCCUUUUUAUGAAGAAUUUCAUCCUACCGAUCGUCUAAAUUAUUAGAUCAGUAAGAUUUUAAGCUCAUUUUAACCAGUUAAUCCUUUUGAGCAAAUUGAUGAGUGAAAUUUAACUAUAGGAUUUUUCGUUUUGGAGACAUAGGAAUGAUUGCAUAGCCAGGAUAGUGUUAGCAUGUGGCCCCUUUCCCCUAGUAAAACUAUGCAUUAAGAUAAGAUAUUGAUUUUUCUUAUUUGUGUGUUGAUUUAUCAUCACGUCUUUAUCAUGGCGCUGGAACAAAAUUAUUUACAAAUGAAAUUAAGACGUUGGACGUUUAUUAAAGUUUGCUUCAGGGAAAUGAUCAUAAAUUGCACAUUUUUAUUAAAUCGAAAAGAGAAAUUUAAUAUCAAAUUACCACCAUCCGAGAGAAAAACACCUCAAAUCAUACGAGUUUACUCUGAAAGAAAAAAAAAUACCAUAUAAAAAAUGAAAUUCCAACACAAAUAGAUCAGGAAAGACAAAGAGAGUGGAUAUAGGUAACAGGAAAUGUUAAAGAAACACCUAAAUAGUAAAAUUGUAUUUAUUAUUACAAGACUGAUAUUUACUCGGUUUGGCAGACUUGUACAUUAAUUGCACAAGGAUAUUGAAACUGAGGUUUUGGCCUCUUUCUGGCUUUUAUUUUAGGAACGAAACUGCAAAAAGGGAAUAAGUAGUUGGGUAGGCCGUUAACACUGAUACAUGUAUUUGAAAGGUCUAAACGAAGGAUAAUCAAUGCCAUGUUCUUUAAUGCUUUCAUUGUAAAUAAACUACCCCUUUUACGGUCAAUGAAUUAGAAAUGUAUAACAAGCCACUGU
This is a messenger RNA of Acanthaster planci (crown-of-thorns starfish), 3636 nucleotides long. Its product is annotated as phospholipid scramblase 1-like. Lineage: Eukaryota; Metazoa; Echinodermata; Asteroidea; Valvatida; Acanthasteridae. The record is from RefSeq and is a predicted model, not a curated record. Gene Ontology annotation, molecular function: phospholipid scramblase activity. Gene Ontology annotation, cellular component: plasma membrane. Gene Ontology annotation, biological process: plasma membrane phospholipid scrambling.